UUCUAAUUGGCUUUCAAUAGCUUGUCAUUUCCUCUAAAGAAUAGUCGUGCUCACUUUUUCCCAGACUCUUUGGACAGCAAAGCAAAGAGGAGCUUUACUCUGGUUUCUGUUUUGAACGCUCUGUCAAUCUGCUGAGGCUUCAGAAAAGUGAAUGACUGAAAGCAAUGACAUCUUUGCAGACGUGGCCACUUUCCUUCCUGCUUGUUAUUGCAGUGCACUGUUCUAACUCACUGGAAGACAACAAGAUCCCCAGUUUAUGCACAGGCAGCCCAGGUAUCCCAGGAUCUCCUGGAUUGCACGGCAGCCCUGGUCAGCCUGGCAGGGAUGGACGAGAUGGACGUGAUGCGCAACCAGGAGAGAAAGGCGAAAGUGGGAACAGAGGAGAGCCAGGUCAGCCAGGUAUAAGGGGUCUCACGGGAGACAGAGGCGAUCCAGGGGAAAGGGGAGAAAAAGGAAGCCCAGGCGAGUGUGCAGUGGCACCCAAGUCAGCGUUCAGUGCCAAGCUUUCUGAGGCCCGCACUGCACCCCUGACAGUAGGGGAAGCAAUACGCUUUGACAAGAUUAUUCUGAAUGAGCAAGGGGAUUAUAAUCACGAAACCGGACGUUUCACCUGCAGAGUUCCGGGUGUUUACUACUUUGCUGUUCACGCCACAGUCUACCGCUCCAGCUUACAGUUUGACCUCAUUAAGAACGGACACACUGUGGCCUCCUACUUUCAGAUCUUCGGGAACUGGUCCAAACCGGCCUCACUAUCCGGAGGAACAUUGAUGCACUUGAUUCCAGGUGAUCAGGUGUGGGUGCAGAUGGCACUGACCGAAUACACAGGGUUUUACUCCAGCCCUAAGACUGACAGCACGUUCACUGGUUUCCUAGUGUACUCAGACUGGAAAAACUCUGCUGUAUUUGCUUAGAUGUAAGACAUUUAUAUUUCUGCACCUAGAUAUCGGCAAAGGUGAGACAAAGGCCUUCUUUGGUCAGCACUUGGCCUACAGUAGAUCUCUCCUGUUUCAUCAGCUAUUCCAAUGAAUUAUAUUCAGCUUUGAACAAAUUAUCCACAUCAGGUUCAACACAUUCCAGUAAAAACGCACGCACAAAUUGUUUAUUCUGGUUAGCAGUCUGUAUUUUGUGAAAAAGCAUAAUAAAAUACUUUCAAUCA
This is a messenger RNA of Paramisgurnus dabryanus, 1156 nucleotides long. It is a transcript of the gene c1qtnf5, whose product is annotated as C1q and TNF related 5. The record is from RefSeq and is a predicted model, not a curated record. Lineage: Eukaryota; Metazoa; Chordata; Actinopteri; Cypriniformes; Cobitidae. Gene Ontology annotation, molecular function: protein binding.